Seriola aureovittata is the source of this 7075-nucleotide messenger RNA. It is a transcript of the gene foxo4, whose product is annotated as forkhead box O4. Gene Ontology annotation, cellular component: nucleus. Gene Ontology annotation, biological process: regulation of transcription by RNA polymerase II. The record is from RefSeq and is a predicted model, not a curated record. Gene Ontology annotation, molecular function: RNA polymerase II cis-regulatory region sequence-specific DNA binding; DNA-binding transcription factor activity, RNA polymerase II-specific. Lineage: Eukaryota; Metazoa; Chordata; Actinopteri; Carangiformes; Carangidae. The coding region runs from base 3215 to 5155 and encodes 646 amino acids. The transcript has 3 exons.
UCUGCUGCAUAUUUUGAUUUCACUGUUCCCUGUUCAUCAGGCCCCGGCAACAAAAGACAACAUACAGAAAAUCAUGGGAAACCCUGUCAGGUCUGAAACACUGGUUUCUGGAUAAGACCAUAAUUAACUGACAAUCAAGUAUUACGAGUUGACAAGUUAACAGUACAACUAAAUAUCUGGAGUCCUUCAGUGAAAUUAAUAUUUAGUAGCAGAUUUAAGUUUUUUUUAUUUUGCUCGCACAGUGCAUUUUCCAAAAUAUCAUGCUUAAUCAAAUUACUGUAAAUUAAAACCAGGACAUAUCCCUGGACCAGCAGUAUGUGGUUCCUUUCUGGGUCUCUUGGUGAUUAUUUUUAUUUAUUUUUUAAACAACAACAACAAUAAUAAUAAUAAUAAUAAUAAUAUUAAUAAUAAUGGGAGGUGGAGAUUGAUUUCUCUACCUGAGUUCAAAUUAAAUUCAGAUUUUCCCUCUCAACUCAAGAGGUCAAAUUAUUCAAUAUACACAGUUUAGAGAGAAGUAAAAUGCUACUUAGUGAACAUAUUAAAGGACAGGUUCACAGUUUUCCAAGUCUGUCUAAAAACAAUAGUCAGGUGGCCAAACAAACAAAUUCUUGCUAUAAUCAUUCCUCAUGUUCAAACUGGCCCUUCCCAAUACCCCCUCAAUGGAAGUGACAGGUGAAUCCACAGUCCCUAUGCAUUUAACAGGUAUUCCUAGUCUAAAGUUUUUUAGAUAAUCAGAUUAAUUGGAUGUCUUCCAAAGAUACAGUCUUUUAUUAAAUUAUGUAAUAUAGUAGGAUAAUUUAAAGCAGGAAAUAUUGCACUUAAUUUGUCUGAUGACUAAAGCUUCAUAGACAGACUUGAAAAAUUGUGACCCUGUGACAAAGUAUUGGGGCUGGUGUGUGGAUAGAGUGGACAGUGACGUUAUAGGCAUUACUCAAGACAUGCGGGGCGCUAUAUUUAGAUAGUCUGACAUAAGAUAAUACACAUCAUCUUUUUAAAGUUCUGUGAGUGGUGGCCAAGGCAUCCCCCUACUCUGAAGCACGGGCUGGACAUAGCUGAAGAGAUAUAUGAUAUGGAAAAACACACACAUGUUCUGAGAAUUGACAAUUGAUUAAAAAUGGGGAAAUUAGACUGCUUCUAAAACCCAUGGCAAAGGCACUACUAAAACCUUUAUAUGGGGACUGAGAUAUUUUAAGUUGUGUGCCUUACUUACGACAAGUGUUUUUGUUCUGUAAUAAUUAUAUGAAAGACAAUAAAAUAACAAUUUGAAAUACAAAAAGAAAAAGUGUAAACUUAUCCUUUAAUGCAACAGUACUACUAAUGUAAUAAUUCAAUAUAUAAUAAUAUAUCAAUUAAAGGGGACGGCAAGUACUUUUGCUGGUGCUAAUAAUAUGUCUGUAUUGUUAGGCCUUCUUGAGUGGGAUUUUGAAUGCAGGACUUUUACUUGUGCUGGAGUUUGUUUGUUUUUUUACAUUGUUUGAUACUAAAGUAGAAGGUCUGAGUACUUUUUCCAGCGCUGACCGGUAAUACCUUAAAUGUACUAAGUGUACCUGGGGCUUAGCACACAUUCAUAAACCGUUACAUAAUGCCCCACAACAGGUACAUGUUGACACCCUGAGCUGCUGAUUUGUUUACGCCUGUUCGCUGUCACAUGAAUUACUCGGUUUCCCAGAAGUCCUCUCGGCGCAGGCGCAGAGCGCGUUGCCUGACAGUGGUAAACAGACGUCAGAAGGGAGUCUUCGCCUCGAGUCAAAACAAAACAAAACAAAACAAGUCAAAAAGACACUGAAGGAGUGAAUAUUUGGACAGCAACGACGACAGGAACUUCUACAAAACUCACCACUGAUCAAAAACGGCAACUUGGAGGGAGGUAUGUGCGGGUUUUCGCGGACUUUUUCACGGAUUGUAAACUCUGGAGUAGCAGGAGCUUAACCAGCUAACGUUACGGAGGCUGUCGUGCUGUUUUCAAAGUGCUGCGAGUGGGAGCCGACAGACCUCCGAGGCGACCCAGCUUCACCCAGCACCCGGGGAUCCGCUUCGUAGCUCGUCUAACGAGACUUCGGGCCGACGAUCGGCAGAGCUGCGGGCCGCGGUGGAAGGAGGGUUUUUAUAACCGCUUCUUGGAGCAUCGUGUGCCGCGGCCGGAGUGUGGAGAAACAUGGCAGAUGGUGACAUGCGCCUGGCCGCAAUGUGGCGGACCGUGCAGACCUGAAGCACGGACUUUUCUUCCCACAUUUCUCUCGCCCCCACACUUUUAUCAACUCAAACACUAUUAAGCCGUUACCUAAAUCUAUCCACACUUUAACUUACAGGCCACAGCGUUUCAUUCCGUUUUUGUUUUUUUUUUACUUUUAGACAGUCGAUGAACAAAACCGCUGCUUGGAUAAUCUGCCGUUUUUACACUUUGAUCCACCGGACUGGUUUGUGGCUGUUUGGGGGUAAUUUAGGGAUUUUUUAAAAACUUGGGUGGAGGUAUUUUGUCUUGUGGAGAGCCCAGACAUCACAUUGUUUACAAGUGGAGGCGGACAGGGGCUCUCUUGAGAAGCUCCUUUGUAACCAUAGCCAGCUAAUCCCUGUUUGUAGCCUUCAUAGCGUUACAGUAAAAAAAAAGUAGGUUUGAAUCAGAAAAUGUAUAUUUAAUUUGAUAAAUUUGGUACGAAAUAAAACUUUAUAUUGGUUUUUAUCUUAAAUCAUUGCCUGGUUAUACUUUCAGAAACAGUUAAAAGUACACUUUUGUGACAUUUACUCUUUGACAAAUAUUUAAAUUGAGUGUUUAUUAAGAGGAAUGGCAUUAUUGUAUAUCCAUAUACAUUAAUGAAUUUGUAAUUCAUUUUCAGGCGAGCCUAAACCUCUGUAGAUCCAGAUGUUUUGGUGCUCAUUGCCACUCUGCCACUUUUGUUUUUAUUUCAUUCAAACAAAGGGGCUCUCGUCUCAGCCCUCCUUCAUUCUAUAUAAAUCGGAAGGUUUAUGAUAGUUACUAUUAAGGAGAUUAUUUGGGUUCCCUAAUCUCCAAUCUGAGGAUUAACCGAGGCUAUUGGUGUGUCCAGAUUAUUACGUCUCUUUUCUAGGCCCCUCAGUGGGUGAAGACUUGUUUUUGUGUCAGGAUUUUUUUUUUCAACGCAUCAUCCGUUCAAAGUUAGACUAACUUUAAAGUUUAAAGGUAAAUGUUUUAAGUGGUUCCCAUCUCUGUGGUUAAGUGGAAGUUAAGCGGACCGCCAUGGAGGAGUCAUCGGUGCCCCCGAUUGACCCAGAUUUUGAGCCGCAGAGCAGACCCCGCUCUUGCACGUGGCCUCUACCGAGACCCGACAUCUCCGCUGUCAAACCGGAGGGGGGCGAUGGCACCGAGUCCGCCGCAGGUACCCCGCCCGCCGACGAGGAUAAGCCCGAGCCGCAGCAAAUCACGUCCGAGCCAGAGAAGGCUUCGGCGGCGGCCGAGGGCGGGGUCGUGGCCGGCGUGGGCGGAGCCGGUGCGACGCCCCGCAAAGGAUCAUCCAGGCGCAACGCGUGGGGGAACCAGAGCUACGCGGACCUGAUCAGCCAGGCCAUCGAGAACUCACCUGAGAAGAGGCUGACUCUGGCGCAGAUCUACGAGUGGAUGGUGAAAACAGUGCCUUACUUCAGAGACAAAGGAGACAGCAACAGCUCAGCUGGCUGGAAGAAUUCCAUCCGCCACAAUUUAUCACUCCACAACAAGUUCUUGAGGGUACACAAUGAAUCGACAGGAAAGAGCUCCUGGUGGAUGCUCAACCCAGAAGGAGGGAAGACCGGGAAAGCUCCUCGCCGUCGAGCCGCAUCCAUGGACAACAGCAGCAAACUGCUGAAGAGUCGCAUGAGGGCCAAGCAGACCAAGAAGCAGGCGGGAGCGGCCGCCGGAGGGUCACUGCAGGGUGAUGGCAGCACGGGGUCAGCGGGCGCAGACAGCCCUAAUUCGUCCCAGCAGUUUCCCAAAUGGGGGGUCAACAGUAGUAGCCCUUCAUCCCGUGGCAGCCUGGACGACACUGACAUGUGGACCACCUUCCGUCCACGCACAAGUUCCAACGCCAGCACCCUGAGUGGACGCCUGUCCCCCAUCGCUCCUGGACAGGAGGACGACGACAACCUCCCUGAGGACGGGCUGCUGGGAAGAUACACUGCCAGCAGCUUGACCCCCACCCUCACCGAGACCCUCAUGGAAGAGCUGGAUCUGAUCGAUGGCCUCACGUUGAUGACUGGGCAGCAGGGAGGGGCCAGCCCCAGCACAGCCCCACCGGCACCUCCCACUCCGCUGCCCUCUGCCUCCACCCUGCUGCCUCGAGGCUCCAGCUUCUCUUCCUUCCAUCAGCUGCAACCAUCCAGUCUCCCGCAGGCCCCCACCCACAGUGGGACCCAGGCCUCCAUCUCUCAGUGCGGACCCAGCAGCAAGGAGCCAUCGACCUUCAGCAACUCCCUCUUCAACCCCAUGUCGAGCUCCGGGUCUCGUGGGAGUGGCCACUACAGCACACAUGUGCCCUCCAGCCUGGAAGCGCUGCUCACCUCUGACUCCCCUCCUCCCAGUGAUGUCAUGAUGACCCAGGUGGACCCCCUCAUGCCCAGCCCUGGAGGGGUUGGCCUGAUGGGUUUGGGCACAUCUGUGGUGGGUGUGAGGUCCAAACCCAAUCAGCUGCUGUUGGGUAAAGGGCUGGAGCAGAACACGGUGGCCCCCAUGGCGCUGCAGCCUCAGAUGCAGCCUCAGCAGCACCACCUUCACCAGCAGCAGCAGCAACAGCCACAACAACAACACCAGCAUCACUCUCCGAUGGGGUUGGGGAUGAUCCUCUCAGGUAUGUCUCAGGACCUGUCGCAGCUCUCAGCUCUCAAAGCCCAGCAUGCCACGGUGCCGGCUGUGGGCUCUCAUCACGGAGGGCCCGUCGCCUCAGCCAAUCCGGGUGCAGGUCUGCAGGCGAUGGGUCCGUUUGGAGCUCCGUCCUGCUUCCCCACCGGUCAGGACCGACUGCCCACAGAUUUGGACAUAGACAUGUUCACAGAAAACCUGGAUUGUGACGUGGACUACAUCAUCAACAGUGACCUCAUGGACGGAGACGGCCUUGAUUUCAACUUUGACCCCAUACUGCCUGGAGGCCAAGGUUACACGGGCCCGGCCACCACACAGGGCUCCGCUCACAACUGGGUCCCCAGCUAAUUCCUCAGCUGACCACACAGUUAGCCAGGAAUUGAUCUCCAAUCAAGAUGACCUCACUAUAUUACAAAAUAACCGGUGCAUUCCUCCUCCCUGCUGGCUGAUUUUCAAACACGACACUUCUUUUGGACUUUAAAGACAAAACCAGACCUCACUCAUGUCAUGUGCCAAGGCAUGCAGAGGACAGGGAGGAGAUCCAGGCUACUAUGCACAAUUUUUCUCCCUUUUUAAAAAAACAAAAAACAAAAAAACAACAACACUUGCAACAAUUUGGCUGCUAGCCAUUUUUAUCUUUUAAUCCAAACUGAUGAUUUUUUUAAGACGUGUGAAAUAAUGUUUUUAGAGUGAAAAGACAAAUCAUGAACUCCCCUCUGCUGGGAGUUUAUAUCACAGUUAUGUUUCACCAGAAUAGCUUUAGGGUCGAUACGGUACCCCUGAUCUCGAUGGCUUUGGUAAUGAAGACUUUUUUUGGAGAAAUGGCCAGUUUUUCCAUCGUCACUUGCCAGACCAAACGCUGUGUGAUCGUCUGAACGAGGUGUAGCACUCUGCUGCGCCAGCGCCUCGCCUCAAGAGGGAAAGUUUCAUCGUAGAAGUCGGUAAAAACCUUGAGGACUGCGAGUGUGUUGUGGAGAGGUAAAAGAUAAAGACUGGACGAUUGGAGGUAUAAAAUGUUAGAUUGAACAUCGGCUACACAUCUUGCCCAAUUGUGUACUUGGACUAUGAUUAUAUGUACGAUAAAAUUUCUCACUUAAGAGAAAAAACCUUAAAAGAUGAUGCUUUUUUUCAGUUAUAUUUGGUGAUUCAUUUAAGAGGGUAUGUAUUUGCAGUUUGGCAUUUUUGACUUCAAUCCAGUGUGUUAUGGUAGAUGUCAGUUAGAUGGUGUUUUUUUUUUUUGUUUUUUUUUUAAAUCCCUGAUGUGCAGUUAAACUAACAAAAUGAAGAAAUGUGAUUUGUGACAUACACAGGGCAUUCAAGGGUAAAUUUAUUUGCCAACAAGUGAUUGGUUGGCCAAGUAUUAUAUUGUCUUCGACAACAAUAUGCCUCCACUGUCAGUUGGUCUACCUGAGUUUUUUUUUUUUUUUUCCUUCCUUCCUUUUUAUUUUCUUCUUCUCGAGCCUGUGCAUUUUCAAAGCACUUAGGUUUCCUGCGACACAGGGACCCCAAACUAAGAGAAUACAUCCACAUUAGGGUUACGCCAUUUCAUUAUAAAAGAGUUUAAAUCCUGUAAAAAAAAAACAAAAAAAAAAAAAACAUGUAAUGUACACGUUGCACAUGUACAUGAUGACACACUAUGCAGAUUUAUCAGGAGAACAAAAUGAAAUCUUGAAGGAAAUUUUAAAAAAUCACUUCUUGAAGGGUUUUGCUAUUUAACAUUUUCCUGAUAUUUUGUCGGGGGGGGUGUGGGUGCUUAAUGUCAGAAAUCCUCUCACACUUUAAUUAUUCAGUACUAACAUUCAAGAAAUUAAUUCAGUGUGAGAAGUACAAAAAAGAAUAUAUUUGAUUAUAGUUUUAAUAUACAAUUUAGAUGGAGGUAAUAAAUGAGAUAUUAAUACAUAUGAAUAUAUUACUAAUGACAAGUGAUGUUUUUUUACAUUGGAGGAAGCAUUUUCAGAUAAUUUUUAACGGUAAUUUUCUAUACGUUUAUUUUUGUAAAGGAUGAGAUGCAUGUAGAUUUUUUACAUAACCAAAGGAACACUAAUAUUUGCAUUCGCAUGGCAUUUAGGGAGCGCUUGAGCCUGACACAGUAUCUCAGUGUACAUACGCUUUGCAAAAGACGCCUGUAACAUGAAAUCUGACUUUGAACGAGGCAAAGUGCAUCAAUACUUGACCAUUUUAACUAAAAAUUCCCAAUGAUCUGCCUCAUCAUUUUCUGCAUUAAUUGUGAAUCCAAGUAAAAAAAAAAAAAAAAAAAGAAAAAAAAAA